AUGGUUGCCAAGCUUGCUCCAAAGAACGCCAAGAGGAACUUGCGCAAGAAGAAGGUGCACCUUAAAUUCAAUGUUGAAUGCAAGAACCCUGUCGAAGAUGGAAUUAUCAGAAUCGAAGACUUCGAAACGUUCUUGAACGAGAAGAUCAAGGUUAACGGAAAGACCGGACACUUGGCUGCCAACAACGUUAAGGUUGAGGUUGCCAAGACCAAGAUCUCGAUCGUCUCUGAGAUUCCAUUCUCCAAGAGAUACCUUAAGUACCUCACCAAGAAGUACCUCAAGAGAAAUUCUCUUCGUGACUGGCUCCGUGUUGUCGCCAUCAACAAGAACACCUACGAGAUCAGAUACUUCCACAUUAAUGACGGAGAUGAUGCUGGAAGCGAUCACGAGUAA
Molecule: messenger RNA, 393 nt
Organism: Caenorhabditis bovis
Lineage: Eukaryota; Metazoa; Nematoda; Chromadorea; Rhabditida; Rhabditidae
Source: the annotation of a GenBank genome assembly